GCCGCUUCUCCCUUCUCCCCGAAACCCAAAGGUUGCGAUGGCCAGCACACCCUCUCCUCUCCUCAUGCUUGCCGCCAUGGCGGUGGUGGCGGCGACGCUUGCCGUGGCGCCAGUCUCGUCAGCGGACCUGCCAUCCGGUGUCGCAUCCAUCACGUCCAAGAUCCCAAACCCAUGGUCGGCCUUCCAGAACCUCACGGGCUGCCACUUGGGCGAGCAGCAGCAGGGCCUCGCCAAGGUCAAGGACUACCUCUCCCGCUUCGGCUACCUGCCCCCCGAGUCGUCCGGGUCGUUCAACGACGUCUUCGACGCCGACCUGGAGGAGGCCAUCAAGGUGUACCAGCGCAACUUCGGCCUGGGCAUCACGGGCGUGAUGGACGCGUCCACGGUGGCCCAGAUGAUGGCUCCGCGGUGCGGCGUCGCCGACAUCAUCAACGGCACGUCCACCAUGGGCGGCGGCAGCGCCUCGGCCUCGGCGGCGCACGCGCGCGGCCGGAACCUCUUCACCUACUUCCCGGGGUCCCCGUCGUGGCCGCGCUCCAGGAAGAGCCUGACGUACGCGGUCACGCAGACCUCGCUGACCUCCAUCGACCGCGCGACGCUGAGCCAGGUGUUGGCGCGGGCCUUCGCGCGGUGGUCGGCGGCCACGACGCUGACCUUCACGGAGACGGCGUCGGAGCGAGACGCGGACAUCACCAUCGGCUUCUACGCGGGGGACCACGGCGACGGCGAGGCGUUCGACGGGCCGCUGGGCACGCUGGCGCACGCCUUCUCGCCGACGGACGGGCGCUUCCACCUGGACGCGGCCGAGGCGUGGGACGCCAGCGGCGACGUGGCGCGCGCGGCCUCCGACGUGGCCGUCGACCUCGAGUCCGUCGCCGUGCACGAGAUCGGCCACCUCCUCGGCCUGGGCCACUCGGCCGAGCCCGCCGCCAUCAUGUUCCCCACCAUCACCUCGCGCACCAGCAAGGUGGACCUGGCCCAGGACGACGUCGCCGGCAUCCAGAACCUGUACGGCGGCAACCCCAACUUCAAGGGCGUCGCGCCGCCCGCCACCAGCAGCCGGGACAUGGACAGCGGCGCGACCACGAGCUCCCGGGGGCCGUGGACCGCCGCCGUUGCCGUGGCCGCUGGGCUCUUGGUAGCGUUGUAGUCAUCGGCAGAUUUUUUUUUUAAAAAAAAACUUUUGCUUUAGCUGAUUUUAAUUCUUGUGCGUACAUCGAUCAGUAGAUACAUUUGUAAUUUAUGUACUCCUUGUUGUUAUACAUAGAUAGACACAUGGAUUGUAUAGAAUCAAAUCCUAUUGGGUAAAAAGAAAUGGUGCGUGUGUCACU
This is a messenger RNA of Zea mays, 1331 nucleotides long. Its product is annotated as Metalloendoproteinase 5-MMP. The coding region runs from base 38 to 1150 and encodes 370 amino acids. The transcript has a single exon. Gene Ontology annotation, biological process: extracellular matrix organization; proteolysis; collagen catabolic process. Gene Ontology annotation, molecular function: zinc ion binding; metalloendopeptidase activity. NCBI's taxonomy places the organism in Eukaryota, Viridiplantae, Streptophyta, Magnoliopsida, Poales, Poaceae. The record is from RefSeq and is marked provisional. Gene Ontology annotation, cellular component: extracellular matrix.